UCAAAAGUGACCCAAAAUGAAAAAGGCCGUAAUGGCCCAGCCUUUGCGAGUAAAAAUAAGUCUCCUUGUUCUUCUUUCACUCUGUUCAAUAGCUGAAGAAGCUCCACGCUUACUGAAAAUCUACAUUUUUUUUCUUUUAAAAAGAGGGAAACACGAUGAUUCAUCUUCAAUUGUUAAGAAAAUCGUCGCAGACUCGAUCGAGAAAGCAAUUGUCGCAGCUUUUCUCAAAAAUCUCUCAAAUAUCUUCGCAACCAUCCAAGCCGCCUUCUUUUGGCAUUGCCUUCGAUAUAGACGGCGUCGUUUUGCGCGGGAACACUCCUAUUGGUGGCGCUUCCCGAGCACUUAGGAGAUUAUACGACGGUUCCGGUGUUCUGAAGGUUCCUUUUGUGUUUUUGACUAAUGCUUAUUCCAUUGAUAUUGUUGGCUCCAACUUCUCACUUUCUACAGGGGGCGGUAUUCGUGAAUCAAAAAGAGCUGCGGAGUUGUCAGAACUCCUGGGUGUAAAGAUUUCUCCUUCACAGGUAUUGCAGGGCCAUUCACCUUUUAAACAGCUAGUGAACAGGUUUGAGAAUGAAUUAAUUGUUGCUGUUGGGAAAGGCGAACCUGCUGUGGUGAUGUCCGAAUAUGGAUUUAAAAACGUGAUUUCAAUAGAUGAGUAUGCACUGUACUUUGACAACAUUGACGCACUGGCACCGUACAAGAAAUGGGGCACCUUAGAUUUUGCUGUAGACAGAACCAGAAAAUGCAGCAUUAAUUCCAAGAGAGUUCAGGCAGCAUUUAUCGUUAGUGAUUCUGUUGAUUGGAGCAGGGACAUUCAGGUUCUUUGUGAUAUUUUAAGAACUGGAGGUCUUCCUGCAAGUGAAGAAGGGCCUCAACCGCCUCUUUAUUUUGCACAUGAUGACCUUAAAUAUCAGGGUGCUUUUCCUUCUGAACGUUUGGGCAUGGGAGCAUUCAGAAUUGCACUGGAAUCGGUCUUCAAUAGCAUUCAUGCUGAAGCUCUGAAGUAUACAUAUUUUGGAAAGCCGAAUCCAGUUGCAUUUAAGAAUGCUGAAGUUGUGCUAAAGCAACAAGCCUCGUUCAUUUAUCGUGAGCUUAACAUUGUGAACCAUGCAAACUCUGGAAGUCAUGACUUCCAGACACUAUAUAUGAUAGGAGAUAAUCCUGCAGUCGACAUCAAGGGUGCACGGCAGGCUGGAAUUCCUUGGUUUCCCAUUUUGACAAGGACUGGUGUUUUUAAGGGAGAUCAUCAUUCUAAUCAUCCCGAGUUUCCAGCCAGUAUGGUUGUUGACACUGUGGAAGAAGCUGUGGACUUUAUUCUUAGAAAUGAGCAUCAAAUCACAGAUUAGCAGCCGAAUCAAAUGGUAUUCAUCCAUUUAAGUUAAAUUCCAUCCAUUUCAAAUUCGAUUUCUUAGUUUGAGUCACAUUAAAGAAAGCUUGAUUACAACUUUUUUUUCCAUUAAAUUUUAUAUUCUCCAAGCGGCAGUCAUGUCUCGGGGGUCUAAGGUCACAUAUAAUUGCCAUGGCCCUAAUUUUGCUUUUGAGACCAUUGCCAUUCUUGUUUCUCUUCAUUUCUUCAUUAGCACUUAACCAAUCAUAUAGUUUGAAUUUUAUAUUGUUUGCUUCACUCCUUUAAUAUAUUAAAAAAAAAGGUAUAUUAUUUUAUAUAAUGAUUUCAAAGAAUCUUCUGGAAAGCAUUGAUUAAGACCAUAUAAUUAUAUAUAUCAGUCAUCACCUUUAGGUCUAAUCAAAAUUAUUAAUGGAAUAAAUAUCUCAAACUAUGUAAAGAAACAUUUGAUUUUGAACCUUUUCCUUUUGCCCAAGUGUAAUAUUUAUAUUUCUUUUCUUUGUCUAUCCUUUUAGUUAGCGGCUCAUGUGUUUAAUUAAUCCUUAUUUCUUUUUAUAAUUAAGUAAUGGUUUGAAUUGGUUGAACCCUUUAUUUUAUAUAUCAAUCAUAGAGUAAUUAUGAAAACUACUAAUUUUGUAUUGUUCUUAUUUGAUUGAAAUUUUUAACACGUAUGUGUGUAAGGAUAGUAGUUGUACUUGUUUGCUUGUUUGGUGGGUAGAUAAGUUUUUUUAAUAAUGGUACAAAGUAAUAUAUGAUAGUUUAUGCGUGGGGUUAAACUGACUGACUUAAUAGUUUUUGAUAUAUUCGAUUCGGUCAAGCACUCAAGUCGGUUAAAUUGAUUGAUUAUGAUUUUUCUAACUAAAUUGGUUCACUUAACAGAUUUAUAAUAUUAUAUAAUUUUUAACUUUUAAAAUGUAUUUGUAAUAUAUGAUAUAUAUAAAAUUUUAACCAAAAUCCAAUUAAACUUUUAUUUGUGUUUUAUUUCUCAUAUUUAGAAAAAAAUUAUAAAAAAAUUAACCAACUAAACACCAAUGCUAAGUACUGAAGUUGGUCAAGUAGACGGCUAAAAUUUAUUCAAUUAAUUUAAACUAUUUUUUUAAGAGUGAAAAUGUCACGAUGAAAUAAAAGUAAGUUACUAGCUUCAUGAUUAUUGUUCUACGCUUCAUAUACUACUAUCUUUUUAAGGUUUUUUAUCUUUUCAUUUAUAUGAAGCUUCGCCUAAAUAAUGUUUUUUUUGACGACUUAUCCUUGUAUUCCGCUAUAAAAAAGGACAAAGAUCUUUUGCGACGACCAGCUUGCUGCCAAAUCAUCGUGGGACAAUCAAAUACCGCCACGCAAGCAAAUCGGUGUUGUUUUAGUACAUAAAACUGAAAAAAAUACACAACUGCGUCAUCAUCACAUUUAUAUUAGGGUAAUAAUAAAUAUAAUUUUUUUCUUAAUUGUUUGACACAUUAAAUAAUUAUUUAGUUGAAUAAGAUUUUUGGAAUUUAUUUGUAACGUGUAAUAACAGUUUUAAUUCAAUCUAUUUAUUGUCCGAUUCGCAUGAUUUAA
Messenger RNA from Gossypium arboreum, 2896 nucleotides. RefSeq lists its product as uncharacterized. The transcript is spliced from 12 exons. Lineage: Eukaryota; Viridiplantae; Streptophyta; Magnoliopsida; Malvales; Malvaceae. Gene Ontology annotation, biological process: glycerophospholipid biosynthetic process. Gene Ontology annotation, cellular component: mitochondrion. The record is from RefSeq and is a predicted model, not a curated record. The coding region runs from base 156 to 1346 and encodes 396 amino acids.